AUGUGGAGCCUUGAGGUAAACCACUCGAAGUCGGUUUACUCAUGGUUUACACUGGGUCGUGAUAUAUUGAAGGAACCUGUUGAGCUACGAAUGGAUGGCAAGAUUCUGGAAUGGGAUAAAAAGCCCAAGUACCUUGGAGUAAUUCUCGAUCAGAAACUGACUAUGUGCGAUCAUAUUCAGCAGGUGCGAGAGACAGCUUCCGAGAAGCUGAAUAUCGUAAAGAAACUAGCUGGAACGAAGUGGGGAGCGAGAGCGGAUGUGCUGAGAGGACUGUACAUGGGUGCAGUACGCUCUCACUUGGAUUACAGUCUCCCUGUUCAGGUCUGGGCUUCGCAAACGACUCUAGCAAGCCUAGAUGCUGUUCAGAACCAAGCCAUAAGACUAAUCUGUGGAACCUUUAGGACAACGCCAAUUGCCGCUGGCGAGAUUAUGGCAAACAUCCCACCGUUGAAAUUGCGCAGAGAGCGAGCCGUCAUACUAGCUCACGAGAGAUAUAUGCGGCUGGAAGAUGGAUGCCCACUCAGAAGUCUAGUCGACAACUGGGAGGGUAGGAGACGCCUCCAUAACCGGCCCUGCUUCAUGCAUGUGGCGCGUGGGUUGGUCAGAGAGGCGAAUCUGCCGGUGGAGCGGGCUGCUCUUUCCCCGUCCGGUUCUAUCUUCCCAAUGGAGGCCAUCGGCAUGCCGACGAUACGGAAGAGCCUACUUGACCCAGUGGUGACUAGGCAGAGUCACCACACACGGCUACUACAAGCAGCCAGAGAGACUAUCGCAUCAUAUCCAGCCGGAGUAACCACCAUCUACACAGACGGUUCUGUGCAGACGCUCGAGGGAACUGUGAAAGCUGGGUACGGGCGGUAG
This is a messenger RNA of Biomphalaria glabrata, 858 nucleotides long. RefSeq lists its product as uncharacterized. Bases 1 to 858 code for a protein of 285 amino acids. The transcript has a single exon. Lineage: Eukaryota; Metazoa; Mollusca; Gastropoda; Planorbidae. The record is from RefSeq and is a predicted model, not a curated record.